AUGCCUUGGUGGCUUAGUUGGUUAAAGCGUGAGUCUCAUAAUCUCAAGGUCGUGGGUUCGACUCCCACCCGGGGCAAAGAUUUUUUUAUUUCUACUUUAGAAAUUUUUUUUUAUCAGAUUCAUGAUGAGAUUUAUGAGAAUUGUUUUUUGUCAAUUGGUGAACUAGAGCAACGCUGCGGAUGGGGUUAACGUGCUAGGAGUCUGAAGGUACGCGAAUCUUUUAGGUUCUGAUUAUAUGACAAGAGUACGGUAGGCAUACUGAAUAUAGAGAGAGAGAGUGAAUGGAAACCUCCCAACCCUCAUUUUUAGUUAGUAAGCCUUAUUGACCCCCCGAUCUACCUCAAAGAACUUUUGGACUACUCGUGAUCGUAUACCAGUUGGACCGGAGAGACUGAGAGCGGCGAUGGAGAAUCAUACAGGGAAUAGCGGGGAGGACAGAAGGCAGAAUAUCCAUGACCCGUCUGUUGCGCGAGUGAGGUUUCCACAGACGUCAUUGGCAUCGUCGUCGUCGUCGAGUAGAUUGGAGGAGUUGAUGCGGCAGCGGCGGGCGCUGGAGGAUGAGCUUGACUCGCUUAUUCAGGUUCUGGAAUCGCAUCAUGUUGAUAUGAGCACACCGCUGCUGACGUCUGAUGGGUUCCCGCGAGACGAUAUAGAUGUUGCGCAAGUGCGGAUCACGCGAACACGAGUCAUCCGUCUCCGCAACGAUCUCAAGCGUCUGAUGCUACAAAUGGAAGAAGUCCUGCACGAGCACCACGCCAGUAUACGCGAAGCAAUGUCUUCCGGCGGGCUUGCCUCUGGCAUGCUCCUGAAUCGAGGCGGCGGCGUCGGUAAUGGCGCGGGCGCAGAGGUGGAUGGGGUCGCGUUCGCGGUCGUGAAUUCGGUAGAAGAUCGGAGUCCUGCUCAUGAAGCUGGCCUGCUUAGAGGUGACAAGAUCGUCAAGUUUGGAGACGUGAACGCGGAGAACCAUCAGCAUCUUUCGCGGCUAUCCACAGUGGUCCAGCAAAACCAAGGCAGACCGAUCGAGAUCUCCCUGAUCCGCGACAUUGGCGGCGCGCAGGCACGAGCACAGAUUAAUAUCCAAUUGACGCCGCGGUCUGGGUGGGGAGGUAGGGGGACGUUAGGAUGUCAUAUUAUACCGCUCUGAGACGGUGGUUGUGGUGGUGGGUUUAGCAUUGUAUCCUGGGUGGUUUAGAAUGAAAGAUUGCAGGGAAAUGCAUAUCAGAUUUUUGUGGGACUAUUGGGUUGGCUAGUGAUGAAACUGCAGCUGAGCUAUUGAUUCCGAGGGUAGUCUAUCGGAUUGCUGUCUUGUGCAAGUAUCUAUCGAGAUAGUCCGAGGGGAUGAUAGCCUUAACUUGACGUAUAUCAAUCGCCGCAAGGUAGUAUAGCUGGCGUCAGCCUACCCACACCAUUCAAGCUUAAAGCAAUAGCCAUAAUCUAUCCGGAGGCCUUAAUUAAUAUAUAAAAGAACCUUCAAAACAAUUGCGAUAACAAUAAGAAAGAAAGAGAGCAAACAGUCG
Myxozyma melibiosi is the source of this 1517-nucleotide messenger RNA. RefSeq names its product putative 26S proteasome non-ATPase regulatory subunit 9. Gene Ontology annotation, biological process: proteasome regulatory particle assembly. Gene Ontology annotation, molecular function: protein binding. Gene Ontology annotation, cellular component: cytoplasm; nucleus. The coding region runs from base 404 to 1144 and encodes 246 amino acids. The transcript has 5 exons. NCBI's taxonomy places the organism in Eukaryota, Fungi, Ascomycota, Lipomycetes, Lipomycetales, Lipomycetaceae. The record is from RefSeq and is a predicted model, not a curated record.